This is a messenger RNA of Ixodes scapularis (black-legged tick), 897 nucleotides long. Its product is annotated as putative nuclease HARBI1. The transcript has 2 exons. The record is from RefSeq and is a predicted model, not a curated record. Bases 1 to 897 code for a protein of 298 amino acids. NCBI's taxonomy places the organism in Eukaryota, Metazoa, Arthropoda, Arachnida, Ixodida, Ixodidae.
AUGUUCGCCGAUUCGACUUUUUUUUUUUUUUUUUUUGGUGAGGAUAGUGACCAGGAAGAUUACCAAGAUUCCAUCGAUGUUCGUUGGACCCAGGGCCGCUGCAGAUCACGGCAGGUACGGCCGAGGGACGACCCGUUCUACCGGUACGAUGACGUAGAUUUUAUCACGCGAUUCCGACUCUCCAAGAAUGUUACCAUCCGGCUGCUGAGCCGAAUCGAACACGCAGUUUUGGCCGACCUGUGGGAUGUGCACAAGUCAACUGUGCGUCAAGUCGUCAAGCGGGUCACACACGCCAUUGCUGCGCUGGCAAGGGUCUUCAUCUCUUUUCCCACAACCGCGGCGGAACGCAGGAUUGUUUCCGAAGGAUUCUACAGCAUGCAUCGAUUCCCAGGCGUUGUUGGAGCAAUCGACUGCACGCACGUCCCCAUCCAGUUGCCUGGAGGUGAUCAUGCCGGACUGUAUCGGAACCGGACAGGAUAUUUUUCCAUUAAUGUGCAGAGAGUGUCAGACCAUCUACUCUGCAUCCGCAACAUUGUGGUCCGGUGGCCAGGCUCGGUGAACGCAAGCACAAUCUUUGGCAACAGUGCUUUAAAAGCACUGUUUGAGAGUGGACAGAUGAAUGAGAGCAUCUUGCUGGGAGAUGGAGGCUAUGCCUGCUCCUGGUACCUCUUCACACCAGUUGCUGCUCCGAAGACGCCAGCUGAGACAGCCUACAACCGAGCCCACAUACCCACACGCAGUACUGUUGAAAGGCAGUACGGCGUAUGGAAGCGCCGCUUCCCCGCUUUGGAGUUUGGACUCCGCAUCAAGCUGGAGACUGCAUUGUUCAGCAUCAUGGCCAUGGCAGUGGUCCACAAUUCCUGGCGCUACAGCUGGGUGAAGCCGAACCACCCGUAG